UUCGAAUCGCACACUCGCAGUACCCCAGUUCGCAGUUGCGCCGCAAAAAUGCAACCAUCUCUUCUUCCUCCUGUAGCCGUGCUACUGCUCGCUCUAUUUGUCAGUCCCACCACCACUGUCGCCGCCAUGAACACAUCGAACCUAGCCUGCGCGCCGGCGCUCUGCGGGAACCUCUCCAUCUCCUACCCGUUCUGGCUCGCCGGCACGCACCCGCCGGAGUGCGGCUACAAGGGCUUCCAGGUUACAUGCGACAAGCAGGGCAGCGUUUCCCUGGCGAACUCCUACUGGAGGUACCAGCUCCGGGACAUCUUCUACGAGAACAGCUCCUUCAUAGUCACCAACGUCGACCUGUCGGGCGGCAGUUGCAGUGUGGACCUCUUCUUCAACUCCUCCGACCUCAGCCUCUCGCCUUUCAGCAUCAGCUCCAAGAACCAGGAGUUGUUCUUCCUCUAUGACUGCCACCGGCAGGAACGGCAGCUGCCUCGUUCUUGGGCGCCCGUGAGCUGCGGGAACAACUCGCCCAAUUCCUUUGCCUUGCUUGGGAAGGGGUACACUGUAACACUCUGACCGGAUACUCCGGCCGUAGAUCUGGAAACUCCGGGCAAAACGGUUGAUGUGUCUUUAAAUCCAAGUCUUAGUCUUUCCACCCUCACUCAGCUCUCUCUUCUUUUUUUCUUCUUCCUCCACGAGCUGGGCUCGUUCCCCCACCGCCCACCCAUCGAUCUCCACCUUCGGCCACCGAAUCGUCGAUUCCUUUCACGAGCAUCUUCCUCUCCUUGUUCUCCACCUUUUUCUAAGCCCGUUUGAUCCAUUCCUCGGCCGGAAUCGGCUCCCCACGGACGUCCUCUAUUGUUGACCGCUUGAAGCUCCGCCUCACGCGAGCCCCAUUGUUCGGCCUUCCUCCGCACGAAUCGAGCAAGGGGUAAGCUUCACCGCAUCCUUCUCAACCUUCCCGACCUCUUUUCCCCCAUUUUUUCCUUGCCGGCGCACUGGGAAUGUCAUGGGCGCCGCUGCACCCCGUGACAUGCAUGCUGUUUUUGCCCUUUUGUUAGGUCUGCCCGGAGACUCCGGGUAUAAGCCCGGAUACUCCGGGUUUGGAACACUCCGGGGGAAACUCCGGGUAUAAGCCCGGAUAUUCCGGAUUUGGAACACUCCGGGGGAAACUCCGGGUAUAGGCCCGGAAACUCCGGACUUUGGGGUCCGGACACUCCGAAUAAUGGUCCGGAUAUUCCAGAUAUCUGAAAAUGUCGUCAACUAGUAUGGGCGUACCUUUGGGUAGAUUAUUAGUACCUAUACUCGUACAAUGACUAAUUUAUCAUUACAAAUCAUAAUUGCAUUCCUCAUAUCAUAUGCAUACGUGUAGCAGCCGCCGCAGAGGAGGUUGUGUACGAGGUGGUUGCGGAGCCACGGGAGCCGCUAGAGUAGGCCCAGCAGGUGGAGAGGCAUGAGAACCAGGCCCAAGGCCCAGUUGACCCCGGUGCUGAGCAGCAGAC
Panicum virgatum (switchgrass) is the source of this 1493-nucleotide messenger RNA. RefSeq names its product LEAF RUST 10 DISEASE-RESISTANCE LOCUS RECEPTOR-LIKE PROTEIN KINASE-like 1.2. Lineage: Eukaryota; Viridiplantae; Streptophyta; Magnoliopsida; Poales; Poaceae. Gene Ontology annotation, molecular function: polysaccharide binding. The record is from RefSeq and is a predicted model, not a curated record. Bases 49 to 567 code for a protein of 172 amino acids. The transcript has a single exon.